Messenger RNA from Rotaria sp. Silwood2, 882 nucleotides. Lineage: Eukaryota; Metazoa; Rotifera; Eurotatoria; Philodinida; Philodinidae. The record is from the annotation of a GenBank genome assembly.
AUGUCAGCUGUCGUACGAAGUAUAUUAAGUUUAGCUUCAGUAGCAACUGUACAUCGUUAUAGUUCAUAUGCAUAUUUCUCAUUGUCAACUCCUUAUUGUUCAGCAAAAAAAUCGAUAUCAGAUGAAGUAGUAAAAGCACAAACAGCUAAACCGAUAGAAGACACAAUAUUUGGAAAAAUUGCGAGAAAAGAAAUUAAAGUUGAUUUACUUCAUGACGAUGAUCAGUGUGUAGCAUUUCAUGAUAUAAAUAAACAAGCACCGACACAUUUUUUAGUCGUCCCAAAAGAACCUAUUCCACAAUUAUCAGCUUGUACGUCAUCACAUGAAAAACUCCUUGGUCAUUUGUUAAUUGUUGCUGCACAAGUUGCUAAAAAACAAGGUCUAGCUGAUGAUGGUUAUCGUUUAGUCAUUAAUAAUGGGCGAAAUGCAUGUCAAAGUGUUUAUCAUCUUCAUAUUCAUGUACUUGGUGGCAGACAACUCGACUGGCCACCUGAUCUUGAAAUGUCAGAUGAACAGAAAACUGAAUGGUCAAAUGUAAAAUCAUUACAUAAUGAUCGUUUUAUUGAAUCAAAAAAGGAAAAAAUGGAUAUUAAUAGUUUGCAUCCUGAACAAUGUAAACGUUUACAAAUGCUUGGCUUAAUAACUCUAAAUACAAAUGGAGAACAACAAGAAGCAACCGAUGAAGAAAUAGAUGCUAUUUUACAAAAAACAAUACAAAAUGAAGAUCCAAAUAUUCUAGCUGAUAAAUAUAUGAUGCGACAUGGAUUAUAUGACUUACUUAAAGCAUUGACAACAAAAAUUGUACUUAAUCGACCAGCUGAUCCAAUUGAUUUUAUUAUUAACGAUCUGGAAAAACAAGUUAGCGAUAAAGCAAAUAUUUGA